UUUGCAACAAACCCAAUCACAGUCCAAGGUGUCAGAAGGGUGGGCGGUCGCUCCUGGGGGAAUAGCAGUAGGACUUAGAUGGAGGGCAAGGGAAAAGGAGGGGGCUUGUUGUGAAGGCAGAGCGAGCGAAGCAUCAGUCGCGUCUGCGGGGACUGCAGUACCAUCAGGAUUAUUAUCCACCACUGAGCAACGAGGGUUGGCGUCAGCGGCGAAGGGGUUAACGCUGCAGCGGUAGAGACAACGACCGUUCCGCGAGCGCUGUUGAGCCGUUUGCUGACCUCCCCCCCGUUAACUACCCCGCUCGCCAGCUCGAGCUCCUUCAGGCUUCUUUUCAGACCGGCCGGGCCUUGCCCGGCCUCGCAGUCACCAUAGAGACGACGGCGGCGGCGGCAGUGGCAGUACCGCCGCCUUCUCCCAAACCAUGGGCAAGAAGCUGCUGCUGGGCUGCGCCGGGUUGAGCUGGAGGGCGACGGGGGGAGAGCUAUAAGACCGCCGCUCCUCCUCCUCCUCCUCUCUCUCGUUUUCUCCUCCACUCGUCCCCACUAGACCCGCCAGACAGAAGGAGUCUGCUGCCGUAUCGGCGCCGCUUGGAGGGGAAGAAGGGAAGGGGCGCCGCCGGCUGCGUUCCAGCCUCUGCUUAAAUGGAAGCCACCUCUGAGAGCUGGUUGGUCUCUACUGACGUAGGCUUUGUAUAGCAAUUGCAUCGCCCCAGGAGAUUACAAUGAGUGGAGGAGGGGAACAGCCGGAUAUUCUUAGUGCGGGAAUAUUGGUGAAAGAAAGAUGGAAAGUGUUGAGAAAGAUAGGAGGUGGAGGGUUUGGAGAAAUUUAUGAUGCACUGGACUUACUUACCCGAGAAAACGUCGCAUUGAAGGUCGAGUCAGCUCAGCAGCCAAAGCAAGUUUUGAAAAUGGAAGUAGCUGUGUUGAAAAAACUGCAAGGGAAAGAUCAUGUCUGUAAAUUUGUUGGCUGUGGAAGGAAUGACAGAUUUAACUAUGUUGUCAUGCAGUUGCAGGGUCGGAACUUGGCAGAUCUACGUCGAAGUCAAUCUAGGGGGACCUUCACUAUUGGAACUACCUUGAGGCUUGGAAAACAAAUUCUGGAGUCUAUUGAGAGCAUUCAUUCUGUUGGGUUUUUACACCGAGAUAUUAAACCAUCCAACUUUGCUAUGGGGCGUUUCCCUAGCACUUGGAGAAAGUGUUACAUGCUGGAUUUUGGCUUGGCACGUCAGUUUACAAAUUCAUGCGGGGAUGUCAGACCACCCCGGGCUGUUGCUGGUUUUAGAGGAACAGUGCGGUAUGCAUCGAUCAAUGCUCACAGGAACAGAGAAAUGGGGCGUCAUGAUGACCUGUGGUCCUUGUUUUACAUGUUGGUGGAAUUUGUGGUUGGACAACUUCCCUGGAGAAAAAUUAAAGACAAGGAGCAAGUAGGCUCAAUAAAAGAAAGGUAUGACCACCGGCUGAUGCUGAAGCACCUUCCUCAAGAAUUUAACAUGUUUCUAGAUCACAUUUCUGUUUUAGAUUAUUUUACCAAACCUGAUUAUCAGCUUCUCAUGUCCGUAUUUGACAACAGCAUGAAGAAUUAUGGAGUGACAGAGAGUGAUCCCUUUGACUGGGAAAAGAGUGGAACUGAUGGCUCUCUAACUACCACCACCACUUCAACUACUCCUCAGUUGCAUACUCGACAGACUCCAGCUGCAAUAGGAAUUGCCAAUGCCACUCCAAUACCAGGAGACUUGUUGAGAGAAAACACGGAUGAAGUGUUUCCAGAUGAGCAGCUAAGUGAUGGUGAGAAUGGGAUCCCUAUUGGAAUCUCUCCAGAGAAGUUACCAGAGUCUCCUGGACAUCAUCACCCUCAGGAAAAGGAUGUGUGGGAGGAGAUGGAUGCAAACAGGAAUAAGAUACAACUGGGAGUCCAUAAAGCUGCUACAGAAGAGGAGAACAGUCAUGGGCCAAUUAAUGGCAUGCUUAAUGCACCAAGCCUAGGUUCUCCCAUUCGAGUUCGUUCGGAGACCACACAGCAAGACAGGGAUGUCCCCUUGGUUCGAAAGUUACGAUCAAUCCACAGUUUUGAACUGGAAAAACGCCUAACCUUGGAAUCAAAGCCGGACACAGAUAAAUUUCUGGAAAUUUGCAUGGAGAAGAAGAAAAGAGAGUUGAAUGCUGGAAAAGAAUCUGCUGCUUCUGCUUCUCAGAAAACCCCUUUGCCUGCAGUUACCUCCUGCAAUGAACAUGUUUGGCACUAUGAUGAAGAAUACCUACCUGAAGGUUCCAAGCCUGCUUCUCCAGAAAAUGGAGAUGGUGGUGUUAGCAAUGGAUAUGUGGCUAUCAAUUUGAGUUCCUGUCAGCAGGAGAUUGACUCUAAGGAAUGGGUGAUAGUGGACAAAGAACGGGACUUGCAAGAUUUCAGGACUAACGGAGUUUUAGGGCAUAAAACAACUGGAAGCCCCUCUGAUGAUGAACCUGAAGUGCUUCAAGUCCUUGAGGAGUCCCCACAAGAGGAUAAGUUUAGAGCUCAAGGCAAGAAUGCAGCUGAAGGGGCAGCGCUGGAUCUAGAUGUUGAAUGUUGUGGCAUUGCAGCUUCAGAGCAAUUUACAAAUCAUCUAGAACUCCCAGUUGGAACUGCUGGUCAGCUUCUUGCUGUCACUCCCACAAGUCUAAUGGAAGCCCAAGCAGAAGGGGCUCUUACUCCUCUCUACUCACCUCACAUGCUGCAUUUCUCCACCCCAAGAAUUUCAAGUCCCAUCCUCCGUACCCUGAGCCCUAUAUCCCAUCUCACCACCUACCUGGAACCUAAGAAAGAGGCUGGCUUUCCAAGAAGUCAAUCAGCAGAGAGCCACUCUUCCUCUUCCUGGUCAACUGCCCGUAGGCACCUUCCUGUUAUUCCCAGUGGAAACAAGUUUCCCCCUGUCAUUCGCAUCUCAAAAGCACAACUCCAGCAGGUUACAAUUCCCAGACCAUCUAUGGCCUCCACACAGUCUGCUUCUGAGAGUUUUCAUUAUGGCCAGCAGUUAGAGAAGAGGGAUCGAGAUACCAGGCCUGUGGAGCAUACUGUUGAACUUUCUUCUCCUAAGGAGAAUUUAGCUGGCUUGGUUGUAGCAAAUGAUGUGUUAACUCUUAGUGGUACUAGAACAGAUUUAGUACUCAAGUUAGACCAUAACUUAAAUCAUAAGGAUGGAAAUAAUGGAGAAGGUGUUGGAACUGAAGACCAUAGUGAAAGGAAUCUACAUGAACAGUGUGUGAAGAAGCAAGGAGAGCGAGAACUUGCAAAUGUCUUUGAACAAGCAAAAACCAGUAAACUUCUUGAAACUUGUGAAGAUAGCAUUGAAGUGCAAAGGACAGGAUCUGUUGUUCCAGGAAACACUGAAUCUGUGUUGGAUGAAUUGCAGGCUGCUACAGAAUCUGAAGAACGAAGGCCAGUAACUUCCUGUGUAUUGCCAAAUCACGACGCAAAACAGGAGGUAUUGAAGCAGUCAGUAGGUGAAACAUCAGAUGUUUCUUUAUCAAGAAGCACUGAUCCAUUUCUUCACAGACAGGAAAGCCAAGUAAUUCCAGUGCAAGAAAAUGGUUUCCAUGAUGAUGGUGAUAUCAGUCAUGCUGAAGAACUGCAAUGCCAAAAAGGAAAUCUCACCAGUUUUUUACAUAAAGAGAACAAAGGAGAGCAAAAUGUUCUAACAAAUGGAGAAUUGUUCCACAGCAUUGCAGAAAAUGAGAGUUCUCAUCAGUCCAAGAAGGAAUUAGUUAGAACACCAUUUGUAGCUAGACAAAGUCGCAUUCCAGUUUUAGCACAAGAGAUAGACUCCUCAUCAGAGUCCUCUUCACCUGUUUCAGCAAAGGAGAAACUACUCCUAAAAAAGGCUCAUCAGACAGACUUUGUUCGACUACUUGUAGAAAAGAGACAGCUGAAAUCAUUCCUUGGUGACCUCUCAAGUGCCUCUGACAAGUCACUGAAGGAAAAAGUAGCUACUGGUCCUUUACCAUUUUCUGAAGAUGUUUUGUCCUCUUUUUCCAAGUUGACAUUGGACACCCAUUUGUGUAGUCAAGUGGAAGAAAGUUUUUUGUCAUCAAGCAAUCCUCAGUCCAGAAAGAGCAAAAUUCCAAGACCUGUAUCUUGGACUACCACAGAUCAUGUUAACAAUUCAAGCUCAGCUCAGUUUUUUCCUCGGCCACCACCAGGAAGACCCCCAACAAGGCCUGGAGUAGAAGCUAGGUUGCGCAGAUACAAAGUGCUAGGAAGCAGCAGCUCAGAUUCAGACCUGAUCUCUCGUCUGGCUCAAAUCCUUCAGAAUGGAUCUCAAAAACCAAGGAGCUCUUCCCAGUGUAAGAGUCCGGGAUCUCCACAUAGCCCCAAAACACCACCCAAAAGCCCAGUCAUUCCCAGACGCAGUCCUAGUGCCUCUCCUAGGAGCUCUUCUUUGCCCCGUACUGCCAGUUCCUCACCAUCCCGGAGUGGGCGGCCUCAUCAUGACCAGAGGAGUUCUUCUCCACAUCUUGGAAGGAGUAAAUCGCCUCCUAGUCUUUCAGGCUCUUCAUCUUCUAGGAGAUCCUGCCAACAAGAGCACUGCUACAACAAAUCUAGCAAGAAUGGUCUGAAAGGUUCUAGUGGCUCCUGCCACCACUCCUCUAACAUUAAAUCACCCACAGGGAAGAACAAAGCCAGUAAGCUUAGCAGAUAGGAACUGAGUUUUGUCAGGUGUCAAAGUCCCCUUUCUUAAUCUGAUGCAUGUUGUGUCUGUGUACUGUGUAUUUAAACAAAGAAAAAGUCUUCAAAAUCAGUGUUCAUCCUGACUUUCAAAGAAAGCAACUCUGUGAUAAAUUAUUUAUAAGGCCCACUUGGUAUGUGAGUGGCCAGGCAACAAGCAGAUCAGGGAGGUUUAAAGGGCAGGGAUGGAGUAUCCAGAUUGUCCAGGAUGUGUGAAACAUUCACAAUAAACAUUGCCCCCAAGGCGAGUGGUUUUUUUAAAUAAGGGUUUUUUGUUGCUUAUUAAGAGUACACAGCCUAAUUAUUUAAGGCUUUUUUCUCAAGGAAUGUUACAAAAUCUGAAACAAGCUUCACCAUGACGCCAUUACAUUUGAGAUAUUACUCAGCUGUGUGUAGAAUUUUUAAAAGGCACAUUGUUUUGAACAGCAAUAUUCUUAGAUGUCUGUAUCUUUUAAUGUUGGGCUUCAUUCCAAGUUGCUCGUUGUUUAUGUUCUAUUAUGGUUUAUGUUUGCCUCCUUUUAAAGCAAGCAAUUAAAACAAAACAGCCCCAUGUUUUUUAUUACAAAACAUUUGACAUGGGUUGCAACUCUGCACAGUUAAUGCAUACAAAGUCAUUGAAACCAGUGGACUUAAAACUUAUUUAAGUGCACACAGGACUGCAUCCAUCAAUGUUAAGAUUUUCUGCAAAGGUUUUUGUGUAUUUACAUUUACUGUUAGCUACUGUUCAGGCCCUGAGCCUAAGGCAACUUGAUUAUUUGUCUAUAUGUUAAUUGCUGGAGCCAUACCAUUUUCCUCUGGAGUUCUGUCAUAUAAUAAAUAAUGGGGAUAAUGGUCAAAGCCUGAGUAGAAGAAGAAAAAGAGGAGAGCUUGGACCCUGAAGAAUUGCUGCAGAUGCAACAUUUGUUAGAGAGUACAAAAGCUUCUCAGGGUAUGAAGGAGAGCCAUUGCUAAAGCUGACCAGAAUUUACUCAUCAGGGAUGAGUCCAUUUACCUUAUUCAUAAUGCCCUUCUUCAAUGUAGUAAUGCUGAAGAAGAGUAGAAAUGUUUACACACUUGGACUUUUUACUUGAGAACUGAAAUCUUGAAGCUUUAACCUGCUUAAAAGAUGACUACAGAGCAUGUACAUGAUUAGAAAGACAGACCACCACCACCCCCCCCCCCCAAAUCUGGGAGAGAAUAUUUGUCAGUAAAACUGAUGGAGCUAUUUUCUCAUAGGUCAGUGUCUCUAAACCUAUAUUGUGGUGAAAGAAUGCAUGUGCCUGUCCCUUCAUGUGCACAUAUGGCCACUGAGCAUGUGACCAAGCUGUCAUACAUGCUUAUUUGCAGGCUGGUAGCCAAUGUUUCUGUGGCAUUCCUACAAUAUAGGUUUUGUAUUUUCCUACUCACAACUGUGGUCGCAUUUAGGGACAUUAUAAUGUAGACUCUUGUUUUAGGGUUGUCUUCCACUGCCCAAUAUAUCGGAAUAAAGUUAAUGGCUGGCACGUUUCCCAAAAUAUACUUAAGCUUCCUUGUAUAAUUCUUAUAGGAACAACUUCCUCUGCUACAUCCAUGGAUGGACAGUGGAUUGAAAGAAUUUAAAAGAAAUAUUUUACAAUGGAUACAGCCACCUCCCUGAAUGGAUACUUGUUUUAGGGGAUAUUGGCCUGUAUCUAGCCACACAUUCCAAAGACUUAGGGUCACUUAUGUUUUCUGAAGGAGUUUAGUGAUUUCUGCUAAUUUUUAUCUUCCCACUGCACCCUUUCUCUUAGUCCUCUGUGUUGUUCGUGUUGCUUUGCUGACCUCCUAGGAAUGGGUUGGGGAGAAGAAAAAUGGGCUGUGAAGGUGCAGAAAUUGCAGCCCCCAGUAAGAAAACAUAAGUGUUUUUAAGUCUUUAUAACUGUGGUUGGACACAGGACCCCUGGCUAUUGGGGGGAGAGGGAAUUUUGAUAAUUGCUGAUCUGCUUGUUAUAGUUCUGUGCCUGUAGGCAGUAUGCUUUUUUAAAAAAUUAACUUUGUUUUAUUUCAUUUGCUGCCAAAAUAGUAUCUUUGGAUAGGAAAGGGAAUACUUUUAUCUCCAAACUAAUACAUUUCAAAUGCUGCAUUGAAGGUGCACUGAACUUCACCUGUUCCGUCAGAAUGUGUUGAAAAUUUUUUACUCCUAAAGAUGUAUAUUGUUUCCUAUAAGUAAUGUAGCACAGUGUGGAACCUUAGCUGCUUUUGGGUUUCAAACACUACAGAGGAAUGCAAUAGGGUGAGCUUACCUGCUGUUUCUCAAACUGUAUGAUUUAAAAGAUCUAUUCUGUUGUAUUAUAUUGUAUAAUAGGUGCUAUACUAAUAAUUGCAUGUUCUCAUGGUAAAUUAUAUAUUAUAAAUAUUUAUACAUAUAUAUACAUAAGCUUCUAUAUACUUACUGUUUCUGAUUUUCCAUUUGUAAUGUUAUGGACCACAAAUAAUGCAGUACUUUUUCAUUUGCGUGCCUGAACAUAGCCUUGCAGCUACCAUUUCCUGGCAUGCACAAAGCUGAAUACUCUUCAUGUCUGAGUUCAGGAUGGAAGGGUGGUAAUGGCUCUGUAAGUGUUUUGUAACAGCAUUGUCAUUGUAUUUGUAAUUUCUGGAAUGAAAUGCAAGGCAUC
Heteronotia binoei (common prickly gecko) is the source of this 7310-nucleotide messenger RNA. It is a transcript of the gene TTBK2, whose product is annotated as tau tubulin kinase 2. Gene Ontology annotation, biological process: cilium assembly; signal transduction; peptidyl-serine phosphorylation. The record is from RefSeq and is a predicted model, not a curated record. Gene Ontology annotation, cellular component: nucleus; ciliary transition zone; cytoplasm. Gene Ontology annotation, molecular function: protein serine/threonine kinase activity; ATP binding. Bases 722 to 4672 code for a protein of 1316 amino acids. Lineage: Eukaryota; Metazoa; Chordata; Lepidosauria; Squamata; Gekkonidae. The transcript is spliced from 16 exons.